Molecule: messenger RNA, 1539 nt
Organism: Cyphellophora europaea CBS 101466
Lineage: Eukaryota; Fungi; Ascomycota; Eurotiomycetes; Chaetothyriales; Cyphellophoraceae
Exons: 3
Coding region: 1-1539 (512 amino acids)
Biological process (GO): poly(A)+ mRNA export from nucleus
Cellular component (GO): cytoplasmic stress granule; nucleus
Molecular function (GO): ATP binding; RNA binding; RNA helicase activity
Source: RefSeq, a predicted model, not a curated record
AUGUCGGCUGAAGGCGCGCCGUCUGGCGGCUCUCUAGCUGACCGCAUCUCAAAGCCUGAUGACACUGCCUCCGGUAGAUCAUGGGCCGACGAAGUCAACUCUCCAGCAGACGCUAAUCCGCCGCCAGCCAAAGGCGAAGACACCAAGGAAGCCGCUGAUGAUGUUUCAAACACUCAAACCGAUGGGGCAGGCGAGCCUUUUGGCGGCGGUAGCUUGAAUGAACCUGCGUUCGAUGUUCAGGUGAAGCUUGCCGAUAUGCAAGCUGACCCAAACAACCCUCUCUUCUCUGCGACCAGCUUCGAACAGUUGGGACUGAGCGAGAACAUCCUCAAAGGCGUGGCUGCUAUGAACUUCCGCAAGCCUUCCAAAGUCCAAGAGAAGACUCUUCCUCUGCUCAUCCUCGACCCUCCUACCAACCUCAUUGGCCAGUCGCAGUCCGGUACUGGCAAGACCGCCGCCUUCGUUCUCAAUAUUUUACACCGCAUCGACCUCUCAUCCGAACAGGCGCAGAAAACUCCCCAGGCUCUAGUCCUCGCUCCCAGCAGAGAGCUUGCUAGACAAAUUCAGGGUGUCGUGAAACUCAUGGGUACCUUUGUUGAGGGCCUCGUGGUCGAAGCCGCCAUUCCUGUCGAUGCUUCGCAGCGCGCACGCAAGAUCGAGGCCGCUGUGGUUGUUGGCACCCCUGGUACAGUCAUGGACAUGGUACGCAAGCGCUCCAUGGAUGCUCGCAACAUCAAAGUGCUUGUGCUCGAUGAAGCCGACAACAUGCUUGACCAACAAGGUCUUGGCGAUCAAUGCAUUCGCGUCAAGAACAUGCUACCCAAGACCCUUCAAAUCGUGCUAUUCUCUGCGACCUUUCCCGACAACGUCGUCGAAUACGCCGACAAAUUCGCCCCUAAUGCCAACCAAAUGACUCUAAAGCACGAAGAUCUCACAGUGGAAGGCAUCAAGCAGAUCUACUUGGACUGUGACAGUGACCAGGCCAAGUACGAUGUCUUGGUCAAGUUCUACGGUCUUCUUACCAUCGGCUCGUCGAUCAUUUUCGUCAAAACUCGAGAAACUGCACUUGCCAUUGAGCAGCGCAUGACUGCUGAGGGACACAAGGUUGUCUCACUUACAGGUGGUUAUGAAGGUUCGCAGCGCGACUCAAUUAUCGACGCCUUCCGUAUGGGAACCGCCAAAGUCCUCAUCACCACCAACGUCUUAGCUCGCGGUAUCGAUGUGCAAUCAGUUUCCAUGGUUGUCAACUACGACGUCCCGGAGAAAUGGGUGGGUCGAGGCAAACCCGAGCCAGACCCACAGACCUACCUUCAUCGUAUUGGUCGGACUGGUCGCUUCGGCCGAGUCGGCGUGGCGGUCACCUUUAUCAGCAAUAAGAGAGACUGGGAGAACCUGAUGAAAAUCCAAGAAUACUUCGGAGUGGAAAUUACUAGAGUUGCGACGGAGGACUGGGAUGACCUGGAGGAGCAGGUGACCAAGAUCAUCAAGAGCUCAAGAGCCGGCAGCAACUUCCAAGGCGGUGCGAAGAUGGUAGCUUAA